This is a messenger RNA of Peromyscus eremicus (cactus mouse), 315 nucleotides long. RefSeq names its product keratin-associated protein 12-1-like. The record is from RefSeq and is a predicted model, not a curated record. The transcript has 2 exons. Lineage: Eukaryota; Metazoa; Chordata; Mammalia; Rodentia; Cricetidae. The coding region runs from base 1 to 315 and encodes 104 amino acids. Gene Ontology annotation, cellular component: keratin filament.
AUGUGUCACACCAGCUGCUCUUCAGGCUGCCAACCAGCCUGUUGUGUGUCCAGCCCCUGCCAGCCAGCCUGCUGUGUGUCCAGCCCCUGCCAGCCAGCCUGUGUGCCCUUGAGCUGCAGGCCUGCCAUAUGUGUUCCUGUGAGCUGCAGGCCCACUGUGUGCAUGGCUCCCUCCUGCCAGUCCUCUGUGUGUGUGCCCGUGAGCUGCCGGCCUGUCUGUGUGAGCUCCUCCUGCCAGUCAUCCGGGUGCUGCCAGCCCUCCUGCCCCACCCUGGUCUGCAGACCUGUCACCUGUAGCACCCCCUCCUGCUGCUGA